GCAUCUCUGAUUGGUCACCACGCUGCACCCGGGGCAGCGGACCCCGGGCAGCCGCCGCGAGGCUGAGGUUCCGAUCUAGAAGCUCCAGGAGAAGCGAACGCUGCUUCUUGGCAUCCGCGCCUGAUUGGCCGUUCCCAGGAGGGCCAUCGUCCAAUCAGGAAGGGAGGAAGAAGGCGCGAGCUUGCCCCCUGCAGUCGGCAUCUCUUCGGGGACCAGCAGGACGAGGGACUGUCGCUGCGAAAGGCUCCCUACGCCGUGCCCUCGCCCCCGGCCCCGGACACCCACACCCCGCAGCUGGAGGCCCGGAGAAGAGUCGGUGACUAGGGGUUCAGAACGUGGGGCGCGCAAGGCCGCAGAGUGAAGAUGUUCUACUACCCGAACGUGCUUCAGCGCCACACUGGCUGCUUUGCCACUAUCUGGCUGGCAGCAACAGGCGGCAUGAGGCUAGUGAAGCGCGAGUACCUGAAGGUGGACGUGGUGGAGACAUGUGAGAAGAUCCUGAAGUAUAUUCUGGUGCAAGUGCAGUCGUCUUUGCCAGGUGUCCCCAGGCCCCGCUUCUCCCUUUACCUCUCUGCCCAGCUGCAGUUCGGUGUUAUUCGCGUCUAUUUCCGCCAAUGCCAGUAUCUUGUGGAGGAUAUCCAGCAUAUCCUGGAGCGCCUACACCGAGCCCAGCAGCAGAUCCGCAUUGACAUGGUGGAUCCCGAGGUACCCGCUCUCCUACUACCUGACCCCCUGACCACAAUGGAGACCUUGGAAGAUGCCCUUGACCCCUUCUUUGGAGUGAUGGCCAUUGACCCUCACCUUCCUAGUCCCCUGGAUAUCCCCCAGGUUCGACAACUCUUGGAAGCCCCAACUCCUGAGAGGGUUUCUAAAGAGAGCCCUCCUCAGAUCUACCGCCCACCCAGGAAGUCAGACAAAUCCCCCAUCACUGUCCUGCUUCCUGAAACUAUCACCCUUCAGGAGGCAGAGCCAAUCCAUGUGCUGCACAUUGAGGGUGAACAGGACCUACCAGAAAUCUCCCAUCAUGACCUGGAUCUGCUGAUGGCUGCAGAGGACGAAGCUAUUUUGUCUGAGGAAAAGGCCAAGAUCUACCCUCCCCAGGAGCAGCUUGAGACCCAAAUAUCUUAUGUCCCAGAUGCUGGAGAGUCGGUGGAAGUUUCCCGGGUCCCCGAGAGAGAAAUCACUCCUAGGGUGUCACCCCCACCUCAGGCAAGGAUCCAGGAGGUGGCAGAACCCCUCUUAGAGAAGGAGCUAGUCCCUGAAGAAUCUGAGUCACUGAUUCCAGAAGCUGGUCCUCCGCUCUCAGAAGAGAUUCCAGCUACAGAACUACUUCUGCCUGGGAUGCCCAGCCCUUUGGGACCUCCAGUUCGUGUCCCCAGCAGCCCUGAAAUGAUUCUUCCUGAUCUGUCCGCACCACCUCAGCCUCCACCCUCCCGCCGCCCGCACCGGUUGCAGCUGUAUGAUGAAGAGACCCAGAUUAGUCGAGAGGAAUUCCAAAAACAAGUUCUACAAACCCAGGCCCACACCAGAGCUUGUCCAAUGGUCCAGCCUUCCAGUCAGAUGAAGAGUCCAUCAGAGCUGCUAAGAACUCCAGUUUACCCUGGAUGGCUACACCCAGAACUACUUAGUCUCUGGACUCGCUGUGCCCGGGUCCCCCCAAAGGAGCUCCGAUAUCGGCAACCCCAAGAGCCAGAGUCUGUAAUUGAGCAGUUAGAGGAAAGGCGAAAGGCUGAGACUAUCAGUGAAAUCGAGAUUCUUCGAGAUAUCCAAGAGCCCAGUGGUCCCCUACUACAGUCUUCAGAACUCUCCUUGGAGACUACUGAGGAAGAGCGAUCCCGUCUCAGUUUCAUUCCUCCUGAAGAGAGGUGGGGCUUAGGUGAGGUGGAAGUGGAGGUACCUGUGCUGCCUGUGGUUCCUGAACUACCAGAAGUGCCUGAACUCCCCUUGCAGCUGGCCCCAGAUGAGCAACUUCUCUCCCCAGAGGCCUUGCAAAGGGCUAUCACAGUGGAGUUACAGGCUUCUGGACAAAUAGACUUCAACAACCUCAUUCCUCCCUUUGCCCCUCGUUUGGUGGCUGCUCGGGCCUUCUACUUGCUUCUUGUGCUGUCUACGCAACAGGUUGUGUAUGUGGAGCAAGAGGAACCCUAUGGCAGCCUCCUCAUCCGGCCAGGGCCUGGGAACCGCCGCCAUUAGAGACCCUUCUCUUUGAAUGUGGCAGAAGACAAAACAUAUUUACUUGCUGUAUGAUAAACCCUAUGUUUCCCUGUUACCCACCCACAAGCAACAGUUCAUCCAAAAUAAAUGGAUUUUAUUCAAAUCAGAAGU
Sarcophilus harrisii (Tasmanian devil) is the source of this 2325-nucleotide messenger RNA. RefSeq names its product REC8 meiotic recombination protein (gene REC8). Gene Ontology annotation, molecular function: protein binding; chromatin binding. Gene Ontology annotation, biological process: replication-born double-strand break repair via sister chromatid exchange; synaptonemal complex assembly; mitotic sister chromatid cohesion. The transcript is spliced from 20 exons. Bases 364 to 2193 code for a protein of 609 amino acids. Gene Ontology annotation, cellular component: synaptonemal complex; cohesin complex. The record is from RefSeq and is a predicted model, not a curated record. Lineage: Eukaryota; Metazoa; Chordata; Mammalia; Dasyuromorphia; Dasyuridae.